Molecule: messenger RNA, 626 nt
Organism: Phalacrocorax carbo (great cormorant)
Lineage: Eukaryota; Metazoa; Chordata; Aves; Suliformes; Phalacrocoracidae
Source: RefSeq, a predicted model, not a curated record
AUGCUGCUAACUGGCACCCAUCUAGCGUGGAGCUGUGUGGUACUGGUACUGCUCUGUAGCUUCAAUUCCAGUUCUGCACCACCACCUUGGCAUAUUUUACAAAAAAGGGAAGUGGCACCCAGGAAACUUAACACGAAACUGAAAGAUGCAUAUGACCAUGUCUUGGGCUUCUUCAAGCCAGUGACAUGUCUUCACAAAGACGAACAAACCUUAAUUCCUUGUCAUGUAGGAGAGGGCCUUAACACAAGUGAAUGCUUGGAAAAUAAAUGUUGCCCUUCUGAAUCCAGCCAUGAACUGAAAUGUUACAUGCCAUUUAAAGACAAUAUACAACUGACAUUUCGACUGCUUGUGCUUGUGGCAGGAGGAUUUUUGAUUUUGGGGUGUCUGCCGUUCUGUUGCUCUGCCUGUUUGCAGAGAAGUGACUGUGUCAAUCCUUUACGAAGGGCAAACAAAGAAGUAGAGCAAAUUGUGCAGAACAAAAGAGCACAUAGUGACGACGUUUAUGGCCGUUUACUGGAUUGACUUAAAGACUCUAAGGACCAUAAGAACAAAAAUAAAGGUAAACUAACCUUGGAGUAUUCUUUUGUUCUUUCAGUUUAGGAUUGUUGUAUUAAUUCUGUAAAGAA